AUGGUGUUUCUCCUUUUCCCCUUCAUAGACCCUGGACUUGGCAUGCAGAGGCCUCAGGACUUCGUUCCUGUCAUGACCACUCCAAAUGGAACUCUGGUACACCCAGUGUAUUUCCUGCUGGUGGGCAUCCCUGGCCUGGGGCCUAAACACUUUUGGCUGCCUUUUCCACUGUGUUUUAGGUAUGCCUUGGCCACUCUGGGCAACCUGGCCAUUGUCCUCAUCAUCCAUGUGGAAAGGCACCUGCAUGAGCCCAUGUACCUCUUCCUGGCCAUGCUUUCCACCAUUGACCUAGUCCUGUCUUCUAUCACCAUGCCCAAGAUGGCCAGCCUCUUCCUGACAGGCAUCCAAGAGAUAGGAUUCAAUGUUUGUCUGGCCCAGAUGUUCCUUAUCCAUGCUCUGUCAGCCAUGGAGUUAGCUGUCCUGCUGGCCAUGGCUUUUGACCGCUUUGUGGCCAUCUGCCAUCCACUGUGGCAUGCUUCUGUGCUCACAGGGCCUACUGUGGCCAAGAUUGGACUAGCUGCCCUGACCAGGGGAUUUGUUUUCUUCUUCCCUCUGCCCUUCAUCCUGAAGCGGUUGUCAUACUGCCAAACACAUACUGUCGCACACUCCUUCUGUUUGCACCAAGAUAUUAUGAAGUUGUCCUGUACUGACACCAUGGUCAGUGUAGUAUACGGACUCUUCAUUAUCCUCUCAGUGAUGGGUGUGGACUCCCUCUUCAUUGGCCUCUGUUACAUUCUCAUCCUGAAGACUGUGUUGGAGUUGUCUUCUCUGGGGGCAGCACUCAAGGAUUUCAACACCUGCAUCUCCCAUCUCUGUGCUGUCCUGGUCUUCUGUGUGCCCCUCAUCGGGUUCUCGGUGGUGCGCAGGCUGGGGGGCCCUACCUCCCUGCUCCAUGUGAUUAUGGCUAAUAUCUAUCUAUUACCACCUGUGGUCAACCCUGUUGUCUAUGGAGCCAAGACCAAGGAGAUCCGUUCAUGGAUCCUCCAUAUGUUCUCACAGGGUGGUAGGUGA
Molecule: messenger RNA, 1011 nt
Organism: Zalophus californianus (California sea lion)
Lineage: Eukaryota; Metazoa; Chordata; Mammalia; Carnivora; Otariidae
Product: olfactory receptor 51D1
Biological process (GO): G protein-coupled receptor signaling pathway
Cellular component (GO): membrane
Molecular function (GO): olfactory receptor activity; G protein-coupled receptor activity
Source: RefSeq, a predicted model, not a curated record